Hordeum vulgare subsp. vulgare (domesticated barley) is the source of this 1018-nucleotide messenger RNA. Its product is annotated as calcium load-activated calcium channel-like. The record is from RefSeq and is a predicted model, not a curated record. The transcript is spliced from 2 exons. Lineage: Eukaryota; Viridiplantae; Streptophyta; Magnoliopsida; Poales; Poaceae. Gene Ontology annotation, molecular function: calcium channel activity. Gene Ontology annotation, cellular component: endoplasmic reticulum membrane; cytoplasm. Gene Ontology annotation, biological process: endoplasmic reticulum calcium ion homeostasis. The coding region runs from base 139 to 735 and encodes 198 amino acids.
CCCGAACGCGGUGCUUCCUCCCUCCCCGCAGCCAAAUCGAGAUCUCUCACCCCACCCCCUCCCUCACCCCACCCCCACCCCGCCCCCGCCACCACACGCCGGCCGGCCGGCCGCGGCAACCAGCCCACCAGAAGAAACAUGGCCUCGGCGCUCUCCUCCCUCCGCUACGGCGACAGCCUCUCGGUGGUGGCCAUCUCGGGCGCCACGGCAGUGCUCUGCGAGGCCAUCUCCUGGCUCCUCAUCUACCGCACCGCCACCUACAACUCCCUCCGCGCCUCCAUCGAGCGCCACUCCCGCAAGCUCGACUCCAUGAAGUCCACCUCCUCGGCCUCCGGCGCCGCCCCCUCCUCGCAGCCCGCCUCCUCGCGGGCCAAGAAGAUGGACCGCGUCGAGUCCAGCCUCAAGGACGCCUCGCGGGAGCUCUCCCUCGCCAAGCUCAAGUCCGGCGCCGUCGUCGCCGCCGUCCUCUUCGUCGUCUUCGGCCUCCUCAACUCGCUCUUCGAGGGCCGCGCCGUCGCCAAGCUGCCCUUCGCGCCCGUCCCGCUCGUGCAGCGCAUGAGCCACCGCGGCCUGCCCGGGAACGACCCCACCGACUGCGCCAUGGUCUUCCUCUACUUCCUCUGCUCCAUGAGCAUACGGACCAACCUCCAGAAGCUGCUCGGCUUCACUCCGCCCCGCGCGGCCGCCGGGGCCGGCGGUGGCCUCUUUGCCAUGCCCGAUCCCAAAGUCAACUGAGCUUGAUACACGCAUGCGGUGCAGCUGAUCUCAAGCAAGCACGAGUUGGUCUCCCUCCCAGAAAGAGUUGCUAAAUAACCUGCCUAGUCGCUGCCGGGGAGAAACGCCAGAAGAUACUGUAAUGAUACGAUUCAUUUUUCCACCCAUGAUAAGCAGACAUGAACCGUAGGCUGGCUGUAUCAUGAACAUUCUUGAGGUCGCCUGCCAAGCAAUCUGUUGUCGGGUUUUGGGACUCUUUCCUUUGUAGGGUUGUGUUUUAUCAUCAUCAGCCGUUGUAGCAAAA